AUGCCUGAUGAUUCUGAGGUGGAUCGAUCCACGACUACAACUCCACUAGCUACCCCGUCUCGUGCUUCGACCUUGCCCACCAGCAGUAUUGGUCGCUCGAGCAUCUCCAUGGAGCCACCUAGGAUGGACAACGCCGCGGACUUCAAGUCAUACCCGCAUACACCGGGUACUGUCGACUUCACCCCACCCCAAAUGCUCAUGCAAACCCCCAUCACCAUCGAAUGUGAGCUUGACCUCAAGACCAAGCUCACUGUGCACGAGGAGCUUCUGUGCGUUCACAGCAAGCAACUCCUAGGUCAAUUCGAGAAGGCAAAGUCGGCUAGGACGCAGUUCGCAAAGGCCGACGCGUUUCGUGAGAAAGUCGCAGCAUACGUAUUUCCGGAGUGUUCUCAGAAGGAGUUUGAAGACAGGCAUUUGGAACAACAGGUCAAACCACUGAUUAAGCAGGCAUCUGAGAACUACCCGCUGGUUGGGUACUCCACCGGCGUCAAGAAACUCAUUAUGGACGAAGUCACCUCCCAAAUAUCUGCCAGAAACGUCAAGAAGUCGGCCCCGAAGCCUUCACAGAUCGCUUCAGACCUGAGCCUAUCGGGUAGAUUGGAUCUCCUCAAGCCCCAUGCCCUACAAGAUGUAGCCUCUGCACUCUUCAAAAGACUCCACGACAUCCAAAAGACCGAAGUCAAGAGAGCCGAGAAGGAUCCUUUCAAAGCCGCCGCGCAACACCGUCUCAUACUUCCUGACGUAAAGGAAGCGACUGUAAGAUGUUUCAUACAGUGGGUCUAUCGAGCGCAGUGUUCAUACGAGGGUUCUGAACAGCUCUACUCUGUUCUCAAGCUUGCUACACGACUUGGUGUUGAUGAACUCGCUAGUAUCUGUUUGAAACAAUUGUACAGGGCCGCGAACGACAGUCUCAUGCAUGCUGAGAAUCACGGUGUUCUCAUCCAGACGCUUCUGGGAUACGGUCCAGGUGUUGCAGCCGAUGACAGUUUUGGGGUUGUCUUCAAGCACGCUGUCAAGGAAGACGAUACUCCAAAGCAACUCAAGAGUCUGGUUAUUGAUACUUUGGCGGCAACACUCGAUCCUGAGCUAUGGCAGCAUGUGAAGGGUUCGAUUAAUCACAGCAUGGCUCUACAGGUCAUUGAAGCUAUGGUCGAGCUGCGUCAGCAUGUCAAGUUGGAGACGGAUGAUCAAGGAGAAGGCGUCAAGUCUGAGCGCGAUGAUGUUAUUAGUGCCUUCACGCAGUCAAACAUCCCUGUUGACCACGGAGAGUUAUCCCACGGUGGUGAGCACAAUGGCAAAUAG
Molecule: messenger RNA, 1302 nt
Organism: Alternaria postmessia
Lineage: Eukaryota; Fungi; Ascomycota; Dothideomycetes; Pleosporales; Pleosporaceae
Exons: 3
Coding region: 1-1302 (433 amino acids)
Source: RefSeq, a predicted model, not a curated record